Molecule: messenger RNA, 1252 nt
Organism: Ilex paraguariensis (yerba mate)
Lineage: Eukaryota; Viridiplantae; Streptophyta; Magnoliopsida; Aquifoliales; Aquifoliaceae
Source: the annotation of a GenBank genome assembly
CAUAAAAGAUAGGCUACAAGAGUAAAAAUCAUAAAAUACUUAAGAGAUUUUGCUGGAUUUUUUGAGAGUUUUGUUAAUUUUUUUUGAGGAAUUUUACUAGAUUUUUGAGAGAUUUUGUUGAAUUUUAUAAAAAAUUUCCUGGAUUUUGAGGGGAGAAAGAGAGACCAUACCUGUUUUUGCGAAAUGAAGUCUCUGCGAUAAUGAAGACGAUGAAACCUCUACGAUGAAGCCUGUGGACUUAGCUUAUGUGGAGUUGACGAUUUGAUUCAGACGACGAAGCCUUCUGUGGACUGAAGACGAUGAACACGAUUAAGUCUUUUUUGGAUUGAGUCUCUGUGACGAAACUUUUUAAUUUCACAAUCUAGUUGAGAAAGAUAAUCAACGAAGGAGACUGAAAUUGGGGGUUUUGUUUGCACAAAAAUACAAAAGUUAACUUCUUUGCCUCUCCCGGAAUAGCCAGCCAAAUAAAGAUUAUGAGAAAUAAUUAGUGUGAUAGUUAGUCCAACAAGAUUUAAAGACCGCUUCUGUAAAAUAACUGAGAAGGACAUUUUAUUGAGGCCGUGGGAGUUGCUCUUAAACACCACACCCAGAGACAAGGAGAGGAGAGAGAAACACAGGCAACUCUGCGGACAACAAAAAGGAAGAACAAAAACAUAGAGAACAGCAGCAUGGGCUUCCUCUGAUGGCACUGAAUCAUGUGUCAAGGCUGUGCAGGUCCGUGAAAGACUCCAUUGAUUUCUACACCAAGCUUCUCGGGUUCGUGGUGAUCGAACGCCCUGAGGCGUUCGAUUUUGACGGAGCGUGGCUGUUCAACUACGGCGUUGGGGUUCACUUGCUGCAGUCUAAGGGUGGAGAAGAGAGACUGCCUGAAGAUAUUGAUCACUUGGACCCAAUGGACAACCAUGUCUCUUUUCAGUGUGAGGAUAUGGAAGCAAUGGAGCAGAGGUUAAAGGACAUGAACAUAAAAUACAUGAAAAUAACUGUAGGAGAAGAGAAUGAAAUCGCGAUCGACCAACUCUUCUUCAACGAUCCGGAUGGGUUCAUGAUUGAGAUUUGUAACUGCAGGAAUCUAAAGCUUGUUCCUGCAGGUUCAUUUGGCCAAAUCAAGCUUCCAUUUGAUCGACAUAAUCCACCCCUUGUGUCGUUGGCUCGAGUCCGGACUAGUCUCGUCCCAUCUGGGCUGUUUGGCUGCCAUAUCCAUAGGGUAGGAUUCCAUUCCCAAGGAGUGAGGCUGCCGCGCUUCGUGCUGUGA